Molecule: messenger RNA, 498 nt
Organism: Ostrinia furnacalis (Asian corn borer)
Lineage: Eukaryota; Metazoa; Arthropoda; Insecta; Lepidoptera; Crambidae
Product: nuclear pore complex protein Nup133-like
Exons: 3
Coding region: 1-438 (145 amino acids)
Source: RefSeq, a predicted model, not a curated record
AUGUCACCUGAGUUGAUUGAAAGCAAACGCUCGCGUGUCGGCUGCGCCAGAGCAGACACGCCAGAGUUCACUUUCAAAGGACGGCUGAUUACUCAGAUCAGAGAAGAAAUAAAAAUAUUUCUGUCACUCACCCUCACCGAUAAGUGUGUUCUAUAUCAUUUGUGUGUGCAGGUGUGGUGCGCGAGCAUCGUGCGCGACGACUGGGCGGCGUGCCGCGUGGAGGCGCCGGCCGACGAGCUGCAGCGCCGCUUGUUCUUCCGCCUCAUCGACCUCGUGCACCUCAUGGGCGGCGAGGUGGAGCUAGUGCUGCCAGGCGCGGAGGAGCUAUUGGCGGCGCCGGCGCUGUCGGCGCUGGCGCAGGACGCGCGCUUCGGCUACAUCCUCAAGUACGGCUACGAGUGCCUCGCCGCGCGCGACCCGCCGCCCGCGCCGGCCUAGCACCACCCAGACACUUCCACCGAUGACUCUACCAUAAGCUGAUCUAAAGCCCGGUCCGUG